UUGGAGGCUCCUCCAGGUGGGGGCGAGCUACGUGUCCCAAAGAAGUGUUCUAUGCUCUCUUACAGUAUCAUGUAGCUAAAAAACUACUGUAGGACCAGCUAGAUAAUUACUUACGCCACUUGAAAACUUCUAGCCUGCAUUCUGCGCUAAGAUCUGUGUCCGACUAAGGCUUAUUGGUAACUAACGUUACCCAACCGUAAGAGCCGUUUUGAUUCGUGUAUUCCUGGCAUUAUGGAAGAUCUCGAUGCUUUGCUGGCAGAUUUGGAGUCUACCACCUCCCACAUCUCCAAGCGGCCCGUAUUUCUCCCAGACGAGACCCCCUACUCCUACCCCACAGGAGGACACGCCCCCCAGGUGCUCCUCUCCCCUCCCCCUGCAGUGUCUCUCUCAGACGAGAGCCUGAACGGAACGGUCUUGGACACACUUCACUGCUCCUCACAGAAAAGUGCCUUAUCCAGCAGCCCCCCUCCCCAGCAGAGUGAAGAGGAUCACAUCUACAGUUUCCUAAACAAGCCGAAGAGCACCAACGUAAUGGCUUCAGACAUGAGCUCCUCCUUGGGCAACAACCUGUCUGAACUGGACCGCCUGCUUCUGGAGCUCAAUGCUGUCCAGCAUGUCUCUCCUUCCUUCCCCACAGAAGAGGAGACUGCUCCACCCCUGCCCUCCAGCAGCACCACCAGCUAUGUGCAGAGGAACGGGGUUUCACCUCCAGAAAAGGUGCCUCACCCCACAAUAGAGAAGCCCAAGAGAAGUGGACCUGUCAAGGUGGUUCAGGAUGUGCGCCCCAGUGUGGACAGCCUCCUAGAUGAACUAGAAUGUUCUGUGUCCACUAAGCCCACAGCUUUAGUGGUGUCAGAGCCGCUGAUGGAUGAACAUGAGACGUCAGGGCAGCAUCAGGCACGGAUGUCCGCCUCAUCUGCCACACGGGAACUCGACGAGCUCAUGGCCUCGCUGUCUGACUUUAAGGUCCAGAGCAACUCAGGGUCUCAGUUGUCUAUCAGUAUGGAAGCCCAGCCUGAUCCAGUCCCAGAGCCCCUCUUGUUGAAUGAUUCACCUGCAGUCCCAGGAGCCUGCGCCCCAUCCCUUGAUUUACCCCUGCCCUCUGUCAUCACCACCUCUCCCAGUGCCUCUCUCCCUCUAAAACUACACAUAUAUGAAGAGGCCUGCUCCUCUCAUUCAUCUGUCUCAACCUCAGAACCUCUGACGGCAUCAUCCAGGAGCAUCCUGUCUUCCCAGAUCCACACGAAGAUAACGGGAAAGAGUACAGAGUCUGGUGUGAGCAGCGUAACUGUGCUGACCUCUCAUACAGAAACCCUCACUGUGCUUUCCAGCACCUCAGGACCUGUCACACUGGAAGCACAGGAGCUACAGGUAGCCUCUGAAGACCCUAGUCCACUAGCAGACCACAAAACUUGCUACCUUGUACCAGUCGCCAAAACCCCCAGUCCUGUACCAGUCGCCAAGACCCCCAGUCCUGUACCAGUCGCCAAGACUCCCAGUCCAGUAGCAGACCACAAGACCUCCAGUCCAGUACCAGUCACCAAGACCCCCAGUCCUGUACCAGUCACCAAGACCCCCAGUCCUGUACCAGUCACCAAGACCCCCAGUCCUGUACCAGUCACCAAGACCCCCAGUCCUGUACCAGUCACCAAGACCCCCAGUCCUGUACCAGUCACCAAGACCCCCAGUCCAGUACCAGUCACCAAGACCCCCAGUCCAGUACCAGUCACCAAGACCCCCAGUCCUGUACCAGUCACCAAGACCCCCAGUCCAGUACCAGUCACCAAGACCCCCAGUCCUGUACCAGUCACCAAGACCCCCAGUCCAGUUGCCCGUAGUCUCAGUCCAAUUUUAGUUGCUAAGAGCCAUAGUCCUGUAACAGUUACUACGAAACCCAGUCCAGUCUCAAUUGCAUCCAAGAAGAGUCCAUGCUCCUCCCCUGUGCCAAUACCAAUUGUUCUAUCAGCUUCCAGAGCUGCAGGUGCCCCAUCUUCAGUAGCAUAUGCAGAUGUUUCAGAGCAUCACUCAGUUCAAGACCUAGGGAUAACUCUACCAUGCUGUGAGCCUUUAUUGGAGGAUGCCCUUGAUAAACUACUGUCCCUCCACACCACAAAACCAGAGGGAUCGGGGGAGCGUGCAAAGGAGAAGCAGAAGCCUGAUGAAGAUGAGCUUGCACCCUCCCCUGUCUUGAACAGAGGACAUGCCAUGUCAGGAGAGGAGCAGAGGACUUGGAGGGAGGAAGAAGAAGGGAUUUACCCUGGCCAAAGCACACCCCUGUCUGGACGAGAGGGAACUUUGACCCCCCUCACAGAGGCAAGCUGGAUGGAUGACUCCUUGGCCACCCCCUGUACCUGCCCUGGGACCCCUGAUGGCACUCUGGAUGUGCCCCUCCUACAGCCCUCCGCUGUGGAGAGGUUGUCAACAUCAGGACAACUCAAAUCGGUUAUCCGGCGCACUAAAGAGACUCCCAACGUUCAUCCCAUGUUCCGGGACGGACAGCUACGCCUCAAGCUGGGACCUGUCAUCUUCCACAACAACAGCUCUCAGGACAGACUCAUUGAGGAGCUGCAGGGAAAGCUUGGGAUCGGGCACACGGAACGCCGACGUAAGCAGCCAGAUGAUUGGCUCACAGAGGGAGUCGUCGUCAUGUCCAAUCCCCAGCGUACUCGGGAAGAGGGUGCCUUACCAGCCGUGGAUAAGAUCAUCAUUCCUCCCACCUCGCCUGUCCCCUCCAGAAAAGUCCUCCCCACGCAGCAGCCCCCACCGGCCCCCAAACAGUUGCCCCUGCCCCCCCCGACUCCUCUGCCCCCACCCACCCCCACCCCACCUCCUGUGGAGCCGCCACGCCCCACCCCUACUCCCACCCCGCCCCCUCGAGAGCCCUCCCCGCCCCCCAGGGAGCCAAGCCCUCCCCCCAUCAUAGCACAGGAGAAAGAGUCUCCUAAAGCCCACCCCAAGCAGAACAACAAGCUGGACAACAUGCUGGGCAGCCUGCAGUCAGACCUCAACCGCCUGGGGGUUCAGACCGUGGCCAAAGGCCUGUGUGGGGCCUGCAAGAAGCCCAUUGUUGGACAGGUGGUGACAGCCAUGGGGCGCACAUGGCACCCGGAGCACUUCGUCUGCACCCACUGUCUGGAGGAGAUCGGCUCCAGAAACUUCUUUGAGCGUGAUGGCCAGCCUUACUGUGAGAAGGACUACCACAACCUGUUCUCCCCGCGCUGCCACUACUGUAACGGACCUAUACUAGACAAAGUUGUUACUGCGUUGGACAAGACCUGGCACCCAGACCACUUCUUCUGUGCUCAGUGUGGAGAAUUCUUUGGUCCAGAUGGUUUCCAUGAGAAGGACGGGAAGGCCUUCUGCAAGAAGGACUACUUCAACAUGUUUGCCCCCAAGUGUGGUGCCUGUGCUCAUGCCAUCCUGGAGAACUACAUAUCAGCCCUCAACUCCCUCUGGCAUCCGGAGUGCUUUGUCUGCAGGGAGUGUUUCACCCCCUUUGUGAACGGGAGCUUCUUUGAGCACGAGGGCCAGCCCUACUGUGAGGCCCACUACCACGAGCACAGAGGCUCGCUCUGCUCCGGCUGUCAGAAGCCCAUCACCGGCCGCUGCAUCACCGCCAUGGCCAAGAAGUUCCACCCUGAGCACUUUGUCUGUGCUUUCUGCCUCAAGCAACUCAACAAGGGCACUUUCAAGGAGCAGAAUGACAAGCCUUACUGCCAGGGCUGCUUCAUCAAGUUGUUCAGCUAAGUGACCGAAUGUAGGUGUUUGUGUGCAUAACCAGAACCUGUAUGCAACCCUGUGUGUGUGUGUGUGUGUGUGUGUCAGCAUUGAUCGUUAGAUUGACACUCACACUCUGGGACGUCGAAGCAGAGGACAAAUAGUGGCGUUCCACAAUGUCACCUACAGACGCUUGACACUUCAACCAGCUGGGUUUUGGAGUUUGAUUGAGAAUGAGCUUCUAACAAAGCCCAAAGAAACGCUUUAAAUACUAAAGAGUCGUCACUUUAUGCAAAACAACUGUGUCAAGUUAUGUAUGAGAGAUUUUCAUGUCUAAUGUUGAGCCAUUGUCUUGUUUAUCUUUUGGCCCAAUCUUUGGUCAGGUUAUGUGUGCAUGACAGACCAGUGCUUAGCUAAUGGGUAUUGGAAUCAGUAAAUAUGUAAUAUUUUUCUAGAAAAUCCAAAACACAAUAAGGUGCCACUGCAAACCCAGACAAGCAGACACAACCUCUUCUCUUCAAACCCAGACAAGCAGACACAACCUCUUCUCUUCAAACCCAGACAAGCAGAUGGAAAACACUCGGUUUUUGUGUUUAUCCGUCAUCCCCUUGGUUUCACUUCAGUUUAAACUGUACUGUGAAAUCCUAUUAUUUCUCUCUUUUUCUCUUUCUCUAAAUCCCUUAAAGGUGCAUUGUGUAACUUGGUAUGGUCGCUAUAUCAGGAUACUAUUUUUGUACAAUUUUCCUGUGGAAAUUUACAUUCAAGAAGGACCGCAGCAUAUUGUGGAUAAACAAAUCUAGGCAUGUAGUUCUUUCCUUGUAGGUGUAAGUUUUUCCCAUGGAAUCACAUAAUUUAUAAAUACAAACACUCUCACACUUCAAACAAAGAUGACAGUAUCAAACUCACAAAUGUCUUAUACAAAAGAAACUACUUGUUUUCUUUUUUCCUGUAAGGUACUAUAGAUCCAUAUGACACUAUAGAUACUGCUUUUAUUAGCAGAUCAAAUAUUAUUGUCUUACUUAAGGUCCUUUUGUUUUCUUCUCCCCAUCUGCACUGACAUUUGAAACACAGAGAACUAGCAUGUACUACACCAAUGUGCCAAGAAAUCUUGUUUGAAUUGAAAUUAUGUAAUAUCUGACCUGAUUGGAAAAAAUAAUUACUAAUUUUCUCUAAAUACAUUUCUGACACAUUUUAUAAAGGAUUGGUAACUUUCUGAUAUAUAUAUUUUUUUGUGUGAUAAUUAACAUCAACGAGCCUGGUACCAUAUAGAUAAGCAGGAAUAAGGAACCUUUGGAAAUUAUGCAGAACAGAUAAGACUGAACAAAAAGCUUAGUCUAGGAAAGACUAAUUUGCAUUUGGAUUUGCUGCUUGUGUUUGCCAACAGAUUUACAGUACCAAAGUCUUACACUAAUAGAGAAUAUAUGAAUAUAUGCUUGUUUCCAAUAUUUUUCUUUAUAGGAACUACAGCAUCUGCAAUGAUAAUACUUUGUUCUUCAAACUUCUUCAUUACUUUCAAAAAUAAGUAUUACAGAGAUUCAGAGUAAUAUGGGUGCAUGUAUCAACAUAAUGAUUCCAUGCGCCAUUAAUGUUGUUCAUCUAUUCCAAUGUGCUGUUUAGUCAUAAUUUGCUGUCAGUUUCUGUAUCAAUCAAAUGUUGUAAUACAUUACAUGGCAUUGUGAGAUGGCUUAGUGUUGUCACUUUAUAAAGAAAAUAUUUGAGCUCUGGAGAUGACACUGAUAUGCAGCUGGCUCUGAGGACAUAUAAAAACUAUGGACAUAAAACACACAUAUACUGACUGGCAAGCUACACCAGCACCAGUUUUGAUUGAAAACCGCUUUGAAAUGCCUCCAUGCUACUGUAGUUCUUAAUACUAACUUUUUCUAUGUCCAAAAAGUUGAUUGGUUGGCUUGUUGCCUACCUUGAGUAGCUUGUUAGUUAACUUGUUUUUAAUACAUGUUAUAUUGAUUGAAUCAUGUUUUAAAUAUUAAAUAUCAAGCACUGUUUGUGCACUUGUUACUCCUCAUUGAAACCUGAAGAGGUGUCACUGGUGAACCCUGUCACACCCCAUCUGUCCAGAGUUUGCUUGCUUCACAAAUAGUCUCAUAUUUAACAUUUUAUAUUGCUUGAGAAAAUGUAAAUGUAUCAAUAACACCAAAUUAAAGUAAUUACUUAGUCAGUAGCCACGCUGUUAACAAAUGUUGCUUACUUGUAGAGGUAUAAAAGUGGGUGAAGCAACCACAAUCUACAUUUUACACCUCUGCUCACUUGGUGGGUUAUUUUAUCAUAUGUAGUGGCAUAUAUGUAGUAUUAUUUAUAAAGAUUUCUCUAAUAAAAUACAAAGCACUAUUUGUGUGAUUCUCAGUUUUGCCAAACCAGAAUCAGAGGCAUUGGACAGAUGAGAGGGGGCAGGGUUGGAGAGUGACCUGUUGGGAAUGACCUCCUGGUUACUGACGCCUCACCAGAGUACAAAAUGCCAACGGCAUUGCUGGUCUUGUUGACCAGCAAGGGGGUCUUCAGGGACAGGUUGUAAAACACUGGUACAUUAAACCAUAUUUGAGCCUUUAAAGUAUCUUAUGUAUGCAACUGAUUUAUGAAUGUUCUUUCAAUUUACCUUGAAAUGUUGAUUUAUUCUUUUAGAUUUUUUUGUGGCUACGUUUGUUUUUCAUGACGUUUCAAUUUAUUCAAAAUGAUUGUUUAUCACUAUAACUAUACUCAAUACUCGCUAUACUGCAGUUUCAGUUAUUUUAUAUUCUUGAAUGAAUAUAGAUUUGUGCUUGUGCCAAAUUUCAACGCUAUGUCUAAAACACUGUGGAGCUGAUGUGAGUUUCAGCGUGUUGUCAGAUUGACAGUGAUAGCUGGUGUGGAAAUGUUUUCAUCAUUAUAAAAUUUGGUUAAGUAGGUUAGGUUGUACUUCUUUCAAAGUAUUUUUAUAUUUAGAUUGAUGUAAGUGUGAGCUUUAUCUUCAAAAGGCCUGUAUGACUGAUUUGAUUUUCAUUUUCUCAUGCCCCUUUUAGCCCUAAAUGGGAGUCUAGUUUUUGGGGAGGGAAAUAUGGCUACUGAUUUUAAAUGCAUUUAUUGAUUAUUUAAUUACUGUGAUUGCUGUCAUUAAAAACUAUUUUUUGUU
Molecule: messenger RNA, 6841 nt
Organism: Osmerus eperlanus (European smelt)
Lineage: Eukaryota; Metazoa; Chordata; Actinopteri; Osmeriformes; Osmeridae
Product: mucin-2-like
Exons: 14
Coding region: 232-3747 (1171 amino acids)
Biological process (GO): endothelial cell migration; substrate adhesion-dependent cell spreading; transforming growth factor beta receptor signaling pathway
Source: RefSeq, a predicted model, not a curated record